Molecule: messenger RNA, 1401 nt
Organism: Trichomonas vaginalis G3
Lineage: Eukaryota; Parabasalia; Trichomonadida; Trichomonadidae
Product: armadillo (ARM) repeat-containing protein family
Exons: 1
Coding region: 1-1401 (466 amino acids)
Source: RefSeq, a predicted model, not a curated record
AUGAAUCCAACGAAAGAAAAGAAAGAAGAUGUUAAUCUAUAUGAAGGAAAUGAUGAAAAAGAAUUUCUCCGCAUGUCUCCUAAAAAAUAUCAGCCUUCUUCUCGUCAGAAAUUGCAAAAUACUAUAAAACUUAUCGAUUCUGAUAACGAUGCUGAUUGGACAAAAGCUAUCAACUGCCUGAUGAAUAAUCCAGAAUAUAUUACAUCAGAAAUUAUACCAAGAAUUUUCCAAAUCGGAUCUUCUGAGGACAAUGAAAUGCAAUUACUUGUAUUGGAAUUCCUUAAACAAUUUGUUGAUGGUGAAGAUUCUGAUUUUGGAAUUCUUAUCGAAAAUAAUAUAUGCGAUUUUCUAAGUCAAUUUUUAGAUCUCAACGAUACAUUUCUCUAUUCAUAUGCAAUCGAGAUAUUACAAAAAUUAUGUGAUGCAAGCGAGGAUAUUUCAAAAACAAUAUUUGAAUCUUCAUUAGUAGAAAAUUCUUACUCUUCAGCUGAAUUGGCCAUUCAAACUAUGGAGUCAUUUUCUGGAGAUAACUCUAGUGAUGAAUUUCUUGAAUAUUGUUACAUUGUUGAAGGAACUCUAAGGAUUUUACAACAUUAUCUUCCUAAACUUGAAAAGGAAAUGUUUACAUUACUUAUUGCACUCCUUUCUUCUCCAAAUCAGACCCAGCAGACAAUGUCUUUAGAUUUCAUUUAUUAUUUUUCAAUUAAGUGUUCAGAUGAGUAUUUAGACCAUUUCAUUGAAAUGCCAGCAUUUAAUACUGUACUAAAUAAUCAUUUACUUUCUACAGACCUCGCAAAAAUACGUGCAGGAUUAUUUGUAAUUCAAUCUUUCAUUUCAAGGAACAUUGAAUACAUUCGCCAUUUCAUGGAAGUUGGUCUCGCUCGACUUUUAGCUUCGCCACCCGGAAUGACCAAAAAUGAAAGUAUUUUGUUCUUCAAAAUUCUCAUUAAACUUGCAGAGUAUGAUUCAUCAGAUUACAUAGACGUUCUAAAAUCAGAAGCAAUUAUAAUCAAAGUAAAUAAUGCAAUAGCUGAAGGUGAAUCAUUCCAACUCUCGAAACCAGCAAUAAUCUUUGUUUGUACCCUUGGAAUUAGAGAUGAUGCAAUUGCUGCGGGAUUAAUUGAGCAUAUUAUAGAAUACUAUUAUAAAGCAAUCGAGUAUCUUACACAGCUCAUGCAAGAAUGCGAAUUAUCACUACAAUCCCUUAUAUUGAGAUUUUUUGUCGCAUUGAUUAAUUUUAUUAUUGGACGUGAUAAAGAAGAAGCAACAAAAAUUCUUCAAGCAUUGAAAUUUAAUGAAAUCAUUGAGGGAAUCGAAAGUAUCCUUGAGAAUAAUAACAUAAAUGAUGAGAUGUAUGAAACAUGCCAUCAAAUUAUAGAUAUCCUCCAGGAGUAUGAAUAA